AUGACUAGCAGCACAGCAUGGGUGCAGCACGAGCGCGACGGUAAACAAGUCUUGACCAAGGAAGAAAUCCAGCUGCCAUCACGUGAAGCACACCAGAGUCUUGUAUCUGUACGAUAUGUAGCCCAGAAUCCUACCGAUAUCCAAACACUCGACAGCAACGCAUUUGGCGAAGGCACAGUCCUCGGCUGCGAUUUUGUCGGCACCGUUGAGGAGCCCGGCAAAGACGCAAAGAUACUUGGCAAAGGAGACGUGGUUGCAGGCUUGAUCUGGGGAGCAGAGAUCAAAGGGCUAGGAGCUUAUGGCAGUCACACUUUUGCUGAUGAUCGUAUCAGCUUCAAGGUUCCCGAGGGAGUCAAACUUGAAGAUGCGGCUACGGUGCCACUUGCCUCUUGCACUGCUUGGUUGGCCCUGUUUUCCAAGACCUGUUUGAAUAUUCCCAAACAGGAAGCAAAGACGAGUAUCUUGAUCUGGGGUGGAAGUUCGAGUGUCGGACAGUACGCCAUUCAAAUUGCUGCGCUUUACGGCUUCAACAUCAUCACCACUUGCAGCCCUCGAAACUUCGAUCUGGUCAAGAAACUCGGAGCCACUCAUGUGUUCGACUACAAUGACUCGAGCGUCGUCGACAACAUCAAGAAAGCUGCGCCAGAUCUCAGAUAUACAUUCGACACUAUCGGUCAAAAUGAUUCCUCGACACAGGCUUCUCACGCUAUCGCCGAUAAGGGUGGUGUUUUGUGCACUGUACGUCCCGGCAAGGCCAACACAGAGGGCGUUGCCAAGCAUGUAAAGAUUACAGAUGUGCUCGUUUGGACAGCAUUUCUCAAGGACCACCAGUACAAGGAGUUCCACUGGCUGGCUUCGGUUGAUGACCACGAACUCUCUGCUGAAUUGUUUGAGAAACUUCCCUCUUGGUUGGAGCAAGGCAAGAUCAAGCCUAACAAGGUCAAGUUGAUGGACCUUGACUCUAUCCACGAGGGCUUUGAUAUGCAUCGUCAGGGCAAGAUUUCGUCCUUCAAGAUUGUUUACAAGGUUUAG
This is a messenger RNA of Aureobasidium namibiae CBS 147.97, 1032 nucleotides long. Its product is annotated as NAD(P)-binding protein. Lineage: Eukaryota; Fungi; Ascomycota; Dothideomycetes; Dothideales; Saccotheciaceae. The transcript has 4 exons. Bases 1 to 1032 code for a protein of 343 amino acids. The record is from RefSeq and is a predicted model, not a curated record. Gene Ontology annotation, molecular function: oxidoreductase activity, acting on NAD(P)H.